This is a messenger RNA of Cantharellus anzutake, 1150 nucleotides long. RefSeq lists its product as uncharacterized. The transcript is spliced from 3 exons. Bases 395 to 847 code for a protein of 150 amino acids. Lineage: Eukaryota; Fungi; Basidiomycota; Agaricomycetes; Cantharellales; Hydnaceae. The record is from RefSeq and is a predicted model, not a curated record.
GCAACUUCUCUCGCUCAACUGUCUCGUUCUCAAAGUUGAUGGGGAGCCGAAUCAGAUCUUCACGGUCAAGAUUCUGAAGACCGAAAACGUCAGCACCCUCAAACGCUUGAUCAAGGAGGAACAGUCCCCUCGUCUCAAUCACGUUGUUGCCUCAGAGCUUAUCCUCAGCCAGGUCUGCCGACGCGUAGAUGAUGACCCCCAUGAAAGUCUCAAAGAUGUCGAUCUCACACCAUUGAAGCCGCUCCUACCGCUCUCGCAAGUGUUCCCUCGUGUGGAAGGGGAUCACCUGCACAUCGUUGUUCAAGCACCAACUGAUGAGGGCUUGAGUACUAAAGAUGCAGGAGGAGAGGAGAGGAGAGAUCAGCUCAAGUGUCGUCCUCUUACGCCAGAGUACAUGCUUACCCACGAGCCGUGGUCCGGUCCUUGGCUUCCACCUGAAUACAUCCUCAGCAAUCCUCCUCUUAUGUUUUUUGGUAUUGGUCUCCAGUUUACUGCCACAGACAUGCUUCCUCUUGCCCAGGCUCUCGGGGUACCCACCACCCCAGGUGAAGGAAAGUCCCUGCUCCUGCUUGAGAACAUUUAUAUGGCUGUUCGCAAGAGUAUUCGUGAGAAGUUCAAGUCACGGUGGCCAGUCAAAUCCAGGGGAAUUAUAUCGCCCAACACGAAGAUGACGCGAGUGAUAUCCAUCUCCGACAAUACCUUGGACACAUUAUCUCACUGGCGUUCGACUGUGGACAAUGACCUUGACUCCAUCAUAUGGAAAGAACUGCAGAACGCCGCAGACGCUCUGUGUGCGUUGACAGGAAGGGAGCCCAAGUGGUACAUAGGCGAUCGCAAUUGGCCAUAGCGUGUUUGGAAUGUGAUGCCUGCUUGUCCUUGUAUCCUUGUGUUCACGUUCACGUUCCCGUUCCCCUCCUCUUUCCUUGUCCUUGCACUCCCGCUCCUGCCAUCAUCCUCUCUGUCCUAUCACCUGUAUACUAGGGCAAAAGUUUUUUUGCAACGUUUUUUGAUAUAACUACUGUAGACCUAAAAUGUUGGGUCAAACAAAUCCCUUAUGUUCUCCAAACUUUUUUCACUAUAGUACGGCAUAUGCAGCACGGUUACGUACUUUAAAAUGAAAUCAUCCAUCCAUCCAUCCAUCCAUGUAUCC